Molecule: messenger RNA, 714 nt
Organism: Diversispora eburnea
Lineage: Eukaryota; Fungi; Glomeromycota; Glomeromycetes; Diversisporales; Diversisporaceae
Source: the annotation of a GenBank genome assembly
AUGUUGGGUCCAAUUACACAAAUAUUCUUCGAUAGUAAGAAGGUCGUAUCUUUAGUUCCAAAUGUGCAACAAUUAAAAAAGAUGCCUAUUUCCGGACCAACCGAACUAGGAGAAUUUGCUUCCGUCAUUAGUUUUGAAAUGUAUAAAAUCUGGACUGGAUCAGAUUCUAUUAAAUGUCAAGUAAAUGAAAAAUAUAAAAAUUUUUGUAUUGGGAUAUUAUGCAUAACGCAAUUAUCACAUGUUACUGUGUUCGUUGCUCUCAAAUAUAUUCAAAGAUAUAUUAAAUGUGCUAAGGCAAUAGAUUUUGGAAUUGGGAGAUUAUUUUUAAUUUCAUUAAUCCUAGCAGAUAAAUAUGUAAACGAUAUCAAAUAUUCAAUUGAAACUUGGGCCAAAAUUACAGAACUUCCAUCAAAGGAGAUUAAUAAGAUGCAGUUAACGUUCUGGAGAUUCUUGAGUUAUAACGUUUACAUUAACGGAGACGAGUAUUCUGACUGGAUAAAUCGAUUGAUGGAAUGCAUAAAGCUCCAAGAACAAAUGAAUAACAAGCCAUCAAAAUAUUUGAGUACCAUUAUGGCUGAUGUCGAUAAUCACCGAACAUGUAUUUUGAUGAAAAUUGAUACCGAAGUUCGUGAAUUACCUCUGGGAGUUAAACCCAAAAAUGAUUGUACAAGAUCAAGACCUAGAUUCCCUCUUGGCUUCACAUCUCAAAAUUGA